Molecule: messenger RNA, 398 nt
Organism: Phytomonas sp. EM1
Lineage: Eukaryota; Euglenozoa; Kinetoplastea; Trypanosomatida; Trypanosomatidae
Source: the annotation of a GenBank genome assembly
GAUGUAGAAUAGGAUACGUCGAUAAAUAUUUAUAUAUAACCUAUUAUGCUUCGCCGUACAUGUAGAUCUUUGAUGAAAUAUGCGAACCUUGAGCUAACCACUCGAGGUGAGUUUCCUCACGGUAUGAAGGAACCUGGAUUCGUGAAAAAAUUAGAUAAAAAUAUCCCCUGGUAUUUUUCAACAUACCGUUCGAUGUAUCACUGGCCUGUUGCUGGUGACAACUGGAGUGACCUUGAUGAAGGUAAUAAACAUCAUGAUUUGCAUAUGUUUUACACACUUGCGUGGUGGAAGCUCGGUGAAGGUAUAUUUGAUGCUGACGAUGAUGAUUAAUGAACUUAAAUAUAAAUUUAGGUAUUAAACACGUUCAAUGUGUUUGAAAAAAAGUAAUUUAGUGUUCG